UUAAGCAAUGAUGAGCGUUGCAACUUUCACCGCUUGUUUUAAGAAAGUUGCGGUUAGGAAUGGUCUCGCAAACCUGCAUAAGUGCUGCCACUUUCGCUACUCAAAAGCCAAAGUUGAUGAGUUAAUGAAUGUAGAUAUAACAAAAGGAGACUUAUGGUAUAUCCUGUCUCUUAACUGGUGGACGAAGUGGGAGGAAUUUGUGGACUCGGUUUCCAAAAGUGGGAUGGUUGACGAAACCUCGGAAGAGUAUCCAGGAAAAGUUGAUAACAGUGAUAUUUUAUGUGAUGGAAAAUUAAAAGAGAACUUGCUCUUAGAAAAUGACAUCACGUUAAUACCUAGAAAUGUGUGGAAGCUGUUUGUUGAUUUUUAUGGUUGUACGCACACAGACAUUUCAGUCUUCGAACGGCGUGCCAUCCAAGCUCCAAAGUCAGCGGAAAUUGAAAUAUAUCCACCUCACUACUCAUUUUACUUAAAUCCUCCAAAUUCAAGUGCCACUUUCCUGUUUGAAGGGACAUAUUGCAAGUUUCAGACAAUAAGAGAACUUAAACUGAUAGUCGCGCAACAUCUUAAAGCAGCACCUGGCGUGAAUGUUCACUUAUCAAUACACAAUGAGCAAAAUGAGUUUGAAGAAUUAGAAGAUGAAGAUGCUACCAUAGAAGAAGCUAACCUGGAGCGUGAAAAAGUUAUUUUUGUUCAUCUGGAACCUAGAAAUGGAAUACGCAGUGAUUCACGUUUGAAGUCGAAUGACUCUAUAGGAUCUCAACCUGAAUCUCAGAUGCUGUCGUUACAUGGGUCCAGUCCGCCUUUAGUACCAGGAGUUUGUGGUCUCAAUAACUUGGGAAAUACCUGUUUUAUGAAUAGUGCUCUUCAGUGUAUGUCCAAUGUUCCUGCAUUAACCAGUUACUUCCUAAGUGGUAAAUGGAAGUCAGAACUAAAUAUACGUAAUCCACUUGGAUCUCAAGGAAGAAUUGCUAUUGCUUACGCAGAUCUCAUUAAGCAGCUGUGGUCGGGGACGCGAGCAUAUGCUGUGCCUCGUGAGUUUAAGAUUGAAAUUGCACGUAUUGCUCGUCAAUUUUCUGGAUAUGCUCAACAUGACACUCAUGAACUACUUGUAUUCUUAUUGGAUGGACUUCAUGAGGACUUGAAUAGAAUACACUCCAAGCCUUAUAUAGAAGUGAAAGAUUCCGAUGGCAGACCGGAUAUUGAAGUUGCAAAUGAAGCCUGGGAGUAUUACAAGUCAAGAAAUGAUUCCAUCAUUGUAGAUCUUUUCCACGGCCAGCUGAAAUCCACCGUAAUUUGUCCUACUUGUCAAAGGAAAUCAGUCACUUUUGAUCCAUUUGCUUCAUUAAUUUUGCCUAUACAAGAAGUAUACAAAUAUUCGGUACGCGUUUAUGUUUGGCCGUGGGCAUCCAAUAAAUCCCAACUUCUUCUAUUAGAGUUAACACUUUCCACAAUACCUUGUGGUCAAAAUAUUAUUGAAGCAUUAGAACAAGAGCGUCCACCUCUUCCAGGCUGUCAGUAUUAUAUACCAAACAAAUCUGUAGAUCGGUCAAGGUAUGCCUCCCCGAUCGUUUAUGAACUGACUGAAGGUUUCCCGAUUCCUGUACUCUGGACAAAUGAUAACAUUGCCCAGGGUAUCAACUUCCCUGUCUAUAUUAGUUUGCCAAUAAAUGAUGGUGUUACAGGAAUGACAAUUACCGUCUCGGAAGAUAUACUUAUCAAACACAUUAUUGACCGUUUACAUGCUAUUGGUAUAAAUAGUGAACCGAUCAGUGACACAUCAAAGUUAGAGGACGAAAAUACAGAUAACUCAGUUGUUUCUUGUUCGCUAAGCAACUUUCAUAGUAAUUCCCAUCCAGAUAAAUCUCAUACAACCUCAACUGAUCUCUUUGAUCAAUCGAAACGAACUACUGAAGGUAAAAUGGGCAAUUUAGUCUCAUUACUCAAAGGACGUUUAUGUCUGAAGGAUACUAGAGGGCAUGAUUGGUUAGCUGAAUCAGAAAAUGCUUUAAUAUCUCUCCCUUGUUCUGACGUUUAUAGUAUCAUUUUAGACUGUCAAAGUUUAGAAAUACGACGUAGACUCAAUGACAUUCGAAGUCAUGUACAACAACAUCCUGUCACACGACUUAAUGAAACUCUGAAACUUUCAGAUUGUUUCGAACGUUUUACUGACAUAGAACAAUUAGGCUCAAGAGAUCUAUGGUACUGUAGUCGUUGCAAAGCGGAGAAACCAGCUACAAAGAAAUUUGAUUUAUGGAAACUUCCUGAUGUUCUUGUAGUACAAUUAAAGCGUUUCCGAUCUCAUUUACGAUUUCAUGAUAAAAUCGAUACUUUACUGGAAUUCCCACUAACUGGCUUAAAUUUGACUUCACGCGUACUUGAAAAGAAACCAGCCGAGAAGUUUAUCUAUGACUUAGUAGCUGUAAGCAAUCAUAUGGGAUAUUUGGGUGGAGGUCAUUAUACAGCAUUUGCUUUAAACGCUCACACUAAUCGAUGGUACUUUUUCGAUGAUUCUUCAACACGAGAAUGUGAUCCUUCCAAAAUUGUAACUAGUGCAGCAUAUGUGUUAGUUUACGUACGCCGAAAAGUUGGCUCUACGCAAAUAUACAGUACGAUCAACAAUAAUGAUGAAGAACAAGAAGAUUCUUCGUCCGAAACAGAUGAAAAUGGUCUUUCAAAUGGUGCUUUAUCUUCACAUUAUAUAACUAAAGGUUGUAUGCAAAAUAGUCGACCUGACAGCGCAAACUCAUCUUCCAAUCUUCAGGAUCAAGAUCUGAUGGAUAUUGAAUAAACGUCUUUGUCUUUUCUUUUUGUAGUUUCACUUCCUUUCAACUUAACCACAUCGCUUCGACUUAUGCAGUCACUCAUGUUUUUAUGAGUUUAUGCAUGAUUACAAUGUAUGUUAACUUGCUCAUUCUCGGUGAAUCAAGUGAAGUAAUGACAUUUAGACGUUUUUUCUGGACAAUAUCCCAGCCCCUCAUCUUAUUCUUGUUCUUCAGUUAACAUAUAAUUCUUUAUCUCUCCAGUUACUCACUUCAGUUUUAAUUUUGGUCACAAAAAGAGUUGUUUACUAUGCAGUUUGCUUUUUGUCCCAAUGAAUGUAUAUUCACAUCGCAGUAAAAUAAAUUCAAAUCCUAAUAUUCAUUUUUCACUGCAACUUUGGUUGGAUAUCUCAUAUUUUCAGUUGGUUGUUCACACCAUCAUGUGCUGUUUAGGGUGCAUGCAUUACUAAUUCCUUACAUCUCCGGAAAAUUAAAUAAGCCACACAGUCUUCCAUAACCCUGAAGCACAUAAACAUCUUCAGAAUAACAACUUGAGAGAUUCCGUAUCUUCCAGACUUUUCCAUCAAAUGUGGUCGGGUUGGUGUUCUUCGCGUUUUGUUUGAGGAUCUUGCUUUUUCCGUUGUGUGUACU
Molecule: messenger RNA, 3413 nt
Organism: Schistosoma haematobium
Lineage: Eukaryota; Metazoa; Platyhelminthes; Trematoda; Strigeidida; Schistosomatidae
Product: Ubiquitin carboxyl-terminal hydrolase 15
Exons: 14
Coding region: 8-2791 (927 amino acids)
Biological process (GO): protein deubiquitination
Molecular function (GO): cysteine-type deubiquitinase activity
Source: RefSeq, a predicted model, not a curated record